AUGGAAUCGUCGAGUGAGCUCGAUAGGCUGCACUUUUUCGAGCAAGCUUGUAAAAUUUCCGAAGCUACUUAUGCUUCCAAUCCUCUCGAUGCCGACAACUUAAUAAGAUGGGCUGGAGCUUUACUUGAGUUGUGUCAAUUUCAAAGCAUUCCAGAUUCACAGAAAAUGAUUCAAGAUGCUAUUUCGAAGCUAGAGGAGGCUCUGUCGAUUAACCCUAAGAAGCAUAAUGCUUUAUGGUGUUUGGGAAAUGCUCAGACUUCUUUUGCAUUUUUGACUAACAAGGAAGAUGAGGCCGGGCCUUACUUCGAAAAGGCAGCUCAAUAUUUCCAGCAAUUAGUUGAUGAGGAUCCCAGCAAUGAAAUUUACAUGAAAUCUUUGGAAAUAUCUGCUAAGGUAGGUCUCUCUCCAUACUUGCAAAGGCAGUAG
Messenger RNA from Gossypium arboreum, 426 nucleotides. RefSeq names its product mitochondrial import receptor subunit TOM20-like. The record is from RefSeq and is a predicted model, not a curated record. The coding region runs from base 1 to 426 and encodes 141 amino acids. Gene Ontology annotation, biological process: protein insertion into mitochondrial outer membrane. The transcript is spliced from 5 exons. Gene Ontology annotation, molecular function: protein binding. Lineage: Eukaryota; Viridiplantae; Streptophyta; Magnoliopsida; Malvales; Malvaceae. Gene Ontology annotation, cellular component: mitochondrial outer membrane translocase complex.